AACAUUAUGGAGCGGACCCUGCAGAAAUAUGGAAGCUAUGAGAAGUUUGAACAGGCCACUGGAGGCAGCUUGCUGACCAAAAGUCGCAUCUGGAAUCACGUCAGGAAAUACAUGGUGAAAGAAGGCUGUCUUGGUGAGAUUGUGGUCCAUCUCACGGAGGACCUGCUAUCUCGAGCCUCAAUGACAGUGGUGAAUGGCCGCCCCACUCUCACUAUCAACAUCUCCACUGCGCGAGAGCACUGGCUGGAAGGGAUGCUGAGACAUGAAAUUGGAACUCAUUACUUUCGGGGUUUUAACAACAACAGCCAGCCUUGGUGCAACUGGAACGGACGGAGAAAACAUGGGCUAAAACCAAUCAACCCUACAGAAGAGGGGCUCGCAAGCAUCCACAGCGUCCUGUUCCGCAAAGACCCUCUCCUUUGGAGGGCUGCGCUGCUGUACUACACGGUGUACCAGGCUAGCCAAAUGUCCUUCAGCCAGCUUUUCCAGGACUUGGGGAAAUUUGUCAAGGACCCCAAUACUAGGUGGGAUUACUGCGUACGAGCCAAGAGAGGGUGGACCGACACAUCACAACCAGGCUGUUUCAAUAAGGAUCAGGUGUACUUGGAUGGCAUCCUCCGAAUCCUGCGAUAUAGGGAGUCCAUUGACUUCCACCUGCUGACAGCCCUUGGAAAGAUCUCAUAUGAAGACGUGGACCGCCUGAAAGGAUUAGCUGUGAUUGAGAACAUGAGGGUGCCACACUUCCUGCAAGACCAUGCCCGGUAUAUGGAGCACUUGGAAAAGAUCAUGCACGUCAAUAAGCUGACUGAUGAGGAGCUCCAGGAUCUCAUAAAUUAACAGCAUUAGCCCACCAUUCACAUACUCUGUGAGGAUGUAGAACUGGACUUCCCAGAGCUUGCAAAAAUGGACUUGAGAGGUGGGGCAGGAAGGGUAGCCAGAAUAUGU
Molecule: messenger RNA, 945 nt
Organism: Nestor notabilis (Kea)
Lineage: Eukaryota; Metazoa; Chordata; Aves; Psittaciformes; Psittacidae
Gene: MATCAP2
Product: KIAA0895 ortholog
Exons: 5
Coding region: 7-837 (276 amino acids)
Source: RefSeq, a predicted model, not a curated record